Lytechinus pictus (painted urchin) is the source of this 2255-nucleotide messenger RNA. Its product is annotated as solute carrier family 25 member 3-like. Gene Ontology annotation, biological process: mitochondrial phosphate ion transmembrane transport. The transcript has 8 exons. Gene Ontology annotation, cellular component: mitochondrial inner membrane. Gene Ontology annotation, molecular function: phosphate transmembrane transporter activity. The record is from RefSeq and is a predicted model, not a curated record. NCBI's taxonomy places the organism in Eukaryota, Metazoa, Echinodermata, Echinoidea, Temnopleuroida, Toxopneustidae.
AUGUAGACUCUCAUUUCUAUUGAUGACGUCACAUACAGGAACCGGCGUUUUACAGAAACAUGCGCUGAUCACACGUCCGUCAUCUUUCCCAAUCAACAGACCAAUACAUUCAAGAUGUUUCAAUCACUAAUUGAUACUGCCAAGCGCAACCACUUCUCAAGUCCAUUUCUGUCUACCGCAAGGUGCGAGCCCUCUGCAGAGAACAGUGUAGAAUCAAGAAUACCCGAAGUUACACAUCCUUCCAGUUCCACAAGAAAUCUGGUUGCUGCGUCGUCAGAAGAUAUCAGCUGUGAAUAUGGGUCGGCGAAAUACUAUGCUCUAUGUGGAUUUGGUGGUGUUUUAAGUUGUGGACUCACACAUACAGCUGUUGUACCUCUAGAUCUUGUCAAAUGUAGAAUUCAGGUUGAUCCAACCAAAUAUAAGAGCAUCUUCAAUGGCUUCAGGGUGACGGUAGCAGAAGAAGGUGUACGUGCUCUGGCCAAGGGAUGGGCACCCACCUUCAUUGGCUACUCAAUGCAGGGUCUCUGCAAGUUUGGAUUCUAUGAGGUUUUCAAGUCCCUCUAUGGCAACAUGCUCGGCGAGGAAAACGCCUUCAUGUACAGGACGUCAUUGUACCUUGCAGCCAGUGCUAGCGCCGAGUUCUUUGCUGAUAUUGCAUUGUCUCCCAUGGAGGCUGCUAAGGUUAGGAUCCAGACCAUGCCUGGAUUCGCAAACACUUUAAGAGAAGCAGCACCAAAGAUCUAUGGCCAAGAGGGUCUCAAUGGUUUCUACAAGGGACUUCCCCCUCUUUGGAUGAGGCAGAUCCCAUACACCAUGAUGAAGUUUGCCUGUUUUGAACGUACUGUGGAAGCCCUCUACAAGUAUGCGGUUCCUAAGCCACGCAGUGACUGCACCAAAGGAGAGCAGUUGGUUGUCACCUUCCUCGCUGGUUACAUUGCUGGUGUAUUCUGUGCUGUCGUAUCCCACCCUGCUGACACCGUCGUUUCCAAGCUGAACCAAGACAGGGGAAGCACUGCCAUUGAGGCUGCAAAGAAACUCGGCAUGGCUGGUUUAUGGAAGGGCUUGGCGCCACGUAUCAUCAUGAUCGGUACCCUGACCGCCCUGCAGUGGUUCAUCUACGACUCUGUCAAGGUCUUCUUCCGUAUGCCCCGCCCACCCCCACCAGAGAUGCCUGCUAGCCUCAAGGCCAAGCUUGAUGCCAAGAAUCAAUAAACAGAUAUCAUAUGGACCAUCCUCAAACAAAAUAGCAUUAAGUAAUACAAAUUUACCGAAUAUGUUUAGGAGGCAUACUAUCUUAUUGGAACACUAACUUGUUAUAUUUCUGUCUGGUUUAGUACCAUUUAAAACUAAAAAAAUCCUUGUCAUUUGUUAAUAACAAAAUAUACUAUUGAAAACAAAAAGCAAUAUCAUCAGGUUUAAGUAUUGCUCAACAUUUAUUUUGAAAAAGGACGAUUUUUAAAGUGAUAUCACGUUAUACAAUAUGAAAGGGAAAAAAUAUAAUAUAUAUAUGUAUUACUUGUAUAUCAUGGGUAUUAUGACUAUAAUAUUGGGUGUUAUCAUCCACGGGUAUUUGGAUGAGUACACCUAAUAUUAAAUAAAGACAAGGUCUUAUAUCACAUUUAUGCAUAUUGUGAGACAUUCUAUGUGAUGAAUAAAUGGCAUCAUGCAUUUUCACGAUCUCUAGUAAACUUCUACAUGUAUUCAUAUGAUCACUUUGUAUUUAUCAUCAGCUCAUAGGAUGGAUAUUAUUCUUAGAUAUUAGAAUGAAUAAUUGAUUUGAUCACAUUUUACAUAAUCUUGCAACAUUUAGCUGAAAUCAAACUUGAUAACAGUAGAUUGAUUCAAUAAGAAUUAAUAUUCCUACAAUCAAAAGGAAAGCGAAAGUGUGCCCGUGUGGGGCACUUUUUUAAUGUAGAAUAAACCAGAAAAUGUCUGUCUAUUUUUAUAGAGAAUGUUAUAUAAAGACCCAGAAAGAGUUUUGUGAAAUAUGCUUAAAAUACCACAAAUUGUCUUGUAUUGCUGUGAAUACCCAUGAAAUGCUAGUUAUUCCACAAGAAGACAAGACUAGUGUGAUAGUAAGGAGAGAAAGAAAUUAAAUUUUGCUUAUAAUGAUCUUUGUGAUAAUUGUGUAAUUUGCAGUGGUGAUGAUAGUGAAUGUUUGAACCUCUCUGCACAAUCUGUGGAACAGUGAAUGUGUGUCUGUCUGAAAAUAUGCAUAAAUAAAUCGACCACAUGGUCAUUCUUGAAGAACCAUA